Sebastes umbrosus (honeycomb rockfish) is the source of this 726-nucleotide messenger RNA. Its product is annotated as glucagon-1-like. Gene Ontology annotation, cellular component: extracellular region. Gene Ontology annotation, molecular function: hormone activity; glucagon receptor binding. Bases 196 to 726 code for a protein of 176 amino acids. The record is from RefSeq and is a predicted model, not a curated record. Gene Ontology annotation, biological process: response to starvation. Lineage: Eukaryota; Metazoa; Chordata; Actinopteri; Perciformes; Sebastidae. The transcript is spliced from 6 exons.
UGUGACGGGGCCCGUGUGUCUAAUGGGUUGAGAGUAACAGGUGGAGUGGUAAAAUUGGCCCACCUGAGCAGACCCAUCAUCCUCGUCCUAUUACAGUAUAUAAAGUAAGAGAGGAGGGUUAGAGACAGACACCAGGAACAAGCAGAGGAACUAACAGCACCGUUCUUUGGAGAGAAAGAAGACAAGGUUAUAACCAUGAUGAGCAUCCAAUCCCUGGCUGGUAUCCUUCUGGUCCUCGGCUUAGUCCAGAGCAGCUGGCAGGUUCCUCUGCAGGAGGCUGCUGACAGCUCAAGCUUCGAUGCAGACGACACAUCAGUGGACGAGCUGUCAAACAUGAAGAGACACUCGGAGGGAACUUUCUCCAACGACUACAGCAGAUACCUGGAGGAAAGGAAGGCGCAGGACUUCGUUCGGUGGCUGAUGAACAACAAGAGGAGCGGUGCUGACGAAAAGCGCCACGCCGACGGGACCUUCACCAGCGACGUCAGCUCCUACCUCAAGGACCAGGCAAUCAAAGACUUUGUCAACAGGCUCAAGUCUGGACAAGUCAGAAGAGAAUCUGAAACGGAAUGGCGAGGUGAGGCAUUCAGCAGGAGGCAUGUAGAUGGGAGCUUCACCAGCGAUGUGAACAAGGUGCUGGACUCCAUGGCUGCCAAGGAAUAUUUACUCUGGGUCAUGACCUCCAAGCCUUCAGGGGAGAGCAAGAAAAGACAAGAGGACCAAUGA